Caenorhabditis auriculariae is the source of this 4797-nucleotide messenger RNA. The record is from the annotation of a GenBank genome assembly. Lineage: Eukaryota; Metazoa; Nematoda; Chromadorea; Rhabditida; Rhabditidae.
AUGAGCCGAUCUGUGGUUCUCGGGCUUACGCUUGUCGCGGUAAGUUUUAAAUUUCAAAAAGAUGUUAUCAUCAUGAAAUUGCAAAAAAAUUCGAUUAUAAUAAAAGGUUUUUAUUCGAUUGUUUUACUUUUUAUUAUGCAUAAAAAAAUGGUGAAAUAAAUCGCGCACCAGCGGUUUUUUUCUUUUUACUCAACAGAAAACUUGUUCAAAAAAAUACGGGUUUUUUUCAAAUUAUGAAAAUGUUCCUUCUCCACUUUGUAAGAUCCAGAAAACCUUGCUUAUUUUGGGAAAAAUAAUUUCGAAAAUCUUUCGAAUUUUCAGCGAGAACUGAAAACAAUAGGAAAAGAUUGAUUUUAACUUUUCAAAAAAUUAUAUUCGUUCAAAAUCAGGAGGAGUGAAGUUUCGCAGGUUUUUCUUGAUCAAAAGUUCAGUUUUUAUCUUUUUGCUCGGUUUUUCCACUCAAGGAUAUAUAUUUUCAGUUGGUCUCGGCGCAUUUUAACAGUUCGGAAUGCGGCUUCAAGAAGCAAUGUAUAUUUGUACCGCACGGGUGUCAGGUACAGAAAAAAACAGAGUGCUUCUAACUUUCAGUUUAUUUUAGGAUACAAACAACUGCCGACAGAUGUUCUCUUACGCGCCGCGCGAAAACGGCUGGACCGAAAUGGAAAUGCACAGGUUUGCAUGAAACUGUCAUUUCAUGUUUUGAUCGAAAAAAAAAAUGAAUGAUUUGGUGAAAUUUUCUCCCCAAGUGAGCAUAAUUUGCUUUUUUUUGCUUGCCGGAAAGGCAUACAGAAUGUCUGAAAAACAGUAUAUAUCAAAAAAAUUGUUUUAGAAUUUUCUAGCAUUUUUAUGAAUUGUUCGUCUUUUUGAGAACGUUUAUUUUUCAUUGAAAUUGCGCCUUAUAAUCACUUCUGAAACCAGUUCUGUCUGAAUACCAUUUUAGAAGUUCUAAAAUCAUUCUUCUUUUUACAAGUGUCUUUUAGCACCUUGGACUCGCCGAACAACAAUUAUUUGGCUAUCGGUUUCUCGUCGGACGAUUUGAUGGUCAGUUUUGAUGGGGAAGUAUUUUUGCCAAAAAUAAUCAAAAAAUGAAGUUUUAAUGCACGUUUCUGCUCUAAAGGUUUCUCAAAUACUACUUGGAGAAGACACUAAAGUGGCCACUAAAACCACUCCAAUAGAAGCUAAAAUUUUGCGCCUUAUUGGCUUCUAUAGCCGUUUUUAGUGAUAUGUAGUAUCAGUUAGACUUCUAAAGAGGCCUCUAAAGUUCAGACACUAAUUCGACCACUAUAGAGGCCACUAAAACGGCCACUAAAAAUUUCCCAGUAUUUCAUUCGCCUUAACUUGAAAAAUUCUGUUUUGUCCGUGUUCUCGUUAUUUUUCUUUCUUAUUAUUUCUCCGUUUUCAUUUCUCCAUUACUGUGGGAAUGAGAUGAGAGGGCACAGACACGUCAGUAAGCCCAUUUUAUAGUGGGAGAGAUUAGAUUCUUUGGACUUCCCGCCUCUACUCUUGCUACAGUAUCUGCCGUGUCUUUGCUUCACGUAGGACGAUGAUCCUACAAUAACGCUGCAUUUUUGACUAUUUUACAAACUGUUGGAUCAGAAAAAAUCGGAAAUGGUAGCGCUAUUUAAGGAUGAUUUCAUCGCCCGAUUAUGAAUCGCCACGAAAAGGUACUGUAGCUCCAGAGACGGUUAUGGCAGCUAGGCAUUUUAUGCUUUUAGUCCAAACUUGAACUGAAACAAUAUCGGAACUCGUUGAGCCAUUCUACAUCCGAAAAGACUUUUUCGAAUCUUCUUGAAUGAGUUAUACAAAAUAUAAUUGAUCGAUUGAAAAAAAUUAUGGUAACUUUGACAGAAGGAAGCCUUUUUUCCAGGGCGACGAUCCCGUGACUCAUUGCGCUUUUCCUGACGGCGCGGCUCCAGAAGCCCAUGUCACUUACAAUUUCGGGAAGAGCAACGCCGCUCCAACAGAAACCGAAGAUUUGGUGCGAUUUCAGUCUUGAUCUGAUUCAAUUCGCCUUUUCAGGACCUCGAAAAGGUGGAUCUGGAGUUGGUGCACGCCCACAAAGACGAGAAGGGAAUGUACUGCCAGAUUAGGCAGAAGAGCGGCGAUGUUGGUUGAAGUUUCUGUUAUUAAAUUUAUUUUUGUCAACGUUGAAACAAUGUUGAAUGACCUUUUCCUUAGAAGCUUACGAAAAAUAUUUUUCCAUUAACCUUGGUAUGAUCCUUUUUUUGGCUCGAAAAGUAGGUCCUUCUAAAGAAAGCGGUAGCGAUGCGUUUUUGGCGGCAGUUCAGAUAUUCCUACUUUUCGGAUCACAAAUGAUUAAUUUACAUCAAACACUUUUCAAAAAACGCUGUUUACACGUGUUAGUAAUUUCCUCAAAAAGUAAUGUGCUUCCCAUAAAUUUGCGAUUAUUUUUUGAAUUGGCGCCAAAAAAAAAAACGUAAAUACCACACUUUGCCGUUUCAAGUCGAGAAAAGUCGAUUUUAACUUUGAACACUGUAUAGAAAAUUUAAUUUCAUUUUUUUAACUGCCCCUUUGAAAAAAAUUCUUUAGAUUAUAUUCUUCUAAACGCGCAUAAUUAGAACUUUCCAGGGAAAGCACUCAUAUUUCCCCGAUCUGAACAAAGAACAUCAGCUUUUCGUGGUUCGAGGAAAGACUCGUCAGGCGAGAUGUGAGUAGAAAUCAUCAACUGAAGGUUCAGGCAAAUCUUUCAGCUCUUGGAAUCCACUCGCUGGACCCUUCAUCUCCCGAUUUUCCAUUCAUUUCGGACCGAAAAGUCGCCGUAGGCAAGCCUCUGCCAGAAAUCGCAGGUAAAUAAUUAUUUCAAAAAGUUCACUUUUUUGGAAAGUAUGCUGCAAAUGUUAGAAAAAUUCACAAAGUGGCUCAUGAAAAAAAUGGGGAAAAAAAGUCGGGUCUGGCUCACGUUUUAAUUCUAGUAGCUUUUUGCGCUUUUUCCUCUUAAAAAAAGUUUUUUUGAACUUUGAAGUUGAAAUUCAUCAUUUUUCCCGGGGAGGUUAAUUUAAAAUAAAAAUUUUUUUUGAGCCAUUUUUUUCUUUAAUUCUUCAUUUUAAAAAAAGUAGGGAAGUUCACCGAAAAAGGUUGAUCGUUUUGCUCAUUUUUUACCACUUUCAAAAAUAAAUUCCUAUGGAAAAAGGGUCAAUCUUCCAAUAAUCCGUGUUGAAGCCACAACGACGGUCGCCUCUGCGACGGAGCAGACUUUCCUCUCAAAAAGCGCACGAUUCUGGCUGAUCAAAAUCCACGGAGUUCUGAUGAUCAUCGCCUGGAUGGUUUGCGUGGCGCUGGCCAUCCUCAGUGCUCGUUAUCUCCGAGAUCAUUUCCCGUCGUCGAGCCCCGGAGGCCUCAAAUGGUGGUUCCACGUACGCACUCUCCCAUGUAUUCUUGUUCCCCACCUCUGGAGCUUCAGAUCCAUCGGACGCUCAAUGCACUGGCCGUUCCUCUUGUCAUUCUCGCCACUUUGCUCGUUUUCAUCGCCAAAGAUUGGUCCUGGACAGGUCCAGUCGCGUCAAUGAACUCGGAGUACAACACCAAUCCCGGCGCUAUACAUUCCUUGGUUAGUGAUCUUCCUGGAUUAAAAAAAAUAGGAGAGAAGGUCCAAAAUUUGAGAAAAAGUGAGGAAUUGUCCUCUUUUUAGAUUUAAAAAAGCCAGCGAAUUUUUGAAUUUUUUCUAAAAAAGGAAAGCGUUUCUGGAUUCAUGUGGAACUUUUGAUAAAACCUGACUAGAUUAUUUCACACGUUCUUUUUUCAAAGAAAAAAAGUUAAAACGCUUUUUAGGAACUAUAAUUUGUUUAGUUUGCAGAGUUUGGAAGUCUAGUGUAAUUACACGUAAAUUUCCCCCAAUUUUCAUCAAAAUUUCAAAUUGGACCGUAAAUCUUUAAGCUAACUGUUAGCAAAUAAGAACUUGUCGUCUUAUUAUCCAGAAAUGAUAAAUUGGUCAAAAUCUAAACAUUUGGUUCAAGUUGGGUUCGAUUGCGGUGCUGAUUGCCCUGGUGCAGCCAAUCAUGUCGCUCAUGCGAUGUGCUCCGGACACUGGCGCCCGGCCAAUCUUCAACUGGAGCCAUCGCGUUCUCGGAUUCAUCGGCCUCACCUUGGCCUGUUUGUCCAGAACUGUCUUCUCCUGGGUUCAACGCGUACAUUUCAGUGAUAUCCAUCUUCAUCGCCGCCAACUCUUUCGUCUCUCUGUGGUCAGAUCCCAGCUGGGGCCUCGCCGUCGUCAUUUUCUACAUUGUCAUUCUCGUUAUUGCGUUUGUUCUUUUUGAGGUAAUACAUAUAACAAGCGAUAUGCAAAUAUACACACUUCUUUUUUUUCCUUGAGCUGAUUAAACUUUGCUGAGACGCUUGUAGAACUUGCAAAUUCAUGGAAAAAGAUGAAAAAUUCACGUUUUUCUUUUUAGUGGAGUUAAAUCGCUUCGGACGCGUCGAAAACUCCAAAAAACAACUAAAAUGAUCAUCAAAGUCAUCUUCUAGAAAACAUUUUUUUUUCAAAUUCAUUAUCAAGGAAUAUCGAAAUAAAAGUUCUUGAAGGUUCUGACGCAUCUGAAGACGAAGGAUACGUCGAAAGUGGCAUCGACCUAUGAAAUGCGACAUCGCGGAGCUCGUUACGACGACAAUGGACGGGUCAUCACCGCAACCAAAAUAAUCAACAGCAAGGUUUUUCUUUAUCGCAUUAUCAUAAGAAUUGAAUGUCUUCAGCCACUACAUGGUAUCACGUUCCUUUACAUAAUUAUGGCGCUGUUCGCCGUGGCCGUCGCCGCACUUCUUAUCGUUCUGAUCGUCGUCUGA